AUGGAAAAGACAAAGAUUUUAGCAUUAUUUGACCUGGAUGGGACUUUAACUUUACCUAGAAGAGAAAUAUCGGACGAUAUGAUAACUACUCUAAUAAAAGCUAAAAAUAACUUAUGUAUAGGGAUAGUUAGUGGUUCAGACUACAUUAAAAUACAACAGCAACUAAAAAACAAAGCUUUUGAAUGUUGUGAUUAUCUAUUUGCAGAAAAUGGAAUAGUUGCAUACAAGCAUGGAGAAUUAUUUAGUUGCCAGAAUAUUGCAUCUGUUAUUGGUGAAGACUCACUUAAGAAGCUAAUAAAUUUUUGUUUGCACUAUAUUGCUGAUCUUGAUAUUCCAAUUAAACGAGGUACAUUUAUUGAAUAUAGAUCUGGAAUGAUUAAUAUAUCCCCAAUAGGUAGAAAUUGUACAUAUCAGGAAAGGCUUGAAUUCUUUAAUUUUGAUAAAAAGUAUGAAAUUAGAAAGAAAUUUGUAGAAUCAAUAAUGGAAACUUUCAAGGAUCUUAGAUUAAAAUGUUCAAUUGGUGGACAAAUAUCGAUUGAUAUAUUUCCAGAGGGGUGGGAUAAGAGAUACUGCCUAAAUCAUAUUGAAGAUAUUUUCAGUGAAAUUCACUUCUUUGGAGAUAAGACUUCACAAGGAGGUAAUGAUUGGGAAAUAUUUAAUGAUCCUAGAGUAAUUGGUCAUACUGUAACUGAUCCACAAAAUACAAAAAAUAAGCUUUAUUCACUUUUCUUAAAGUGA
This is a messenger RNA of Cryptosporidium muris RN66, 738 nucleotides long. Its product is annotated as eukaryotic phosphomannomutase family protein. Gene Ontology annotation, biological process: protein N-linked glycosylation; mannose metabolic process; GDP-mannose biosynthetic process. Gene Ontology annotation, molecular function: phosphomannomutase activity. Gene Ontology annotation, cellular component: cytosol. The coding region runs from base 1 to 738 and encodes 245 amino acids. The record is from RefSeq and is a predicted model, not a curated record. Lineage: Eukaryota; Apicomplexa; Conoidasida; Eucoccidiorida; Cryptosporidiidae. The transcript has 3 exons.